AUGUCUCUCUCCGACUCAAAGAAACGCCUUGCUCUCUCCAUAAUAGACUUCCUGUCCACCUCCCUCAAAGAUGGGACCCUGACUGCGGAAGAUGCAGACAACAUUGAGAUCGCCAGCAACUGCAUAGCGGAAGCAUUCAAAGUGGACCCAACGGACAAAGCAGCUGUAUCAGAAGCUGUCGGAUCCCAGUCUUUACUCAAUGUCUUUUCAGUUUAUGAAAAGCUCAAAGGGAGAGGUCCCUCGGCCGAAGCCCCUCCUCCAAGGCCCUCGGAGCCAGCAGCGAUCAACCCAGAGGCGGAGAAGCUCAAGAGUGCGGGAAAUGCAGCCAUGCAGCAGAAGGACUACAAGACUGCAAUUGAAAAAUACAGUGAAGCCAUUACCUUUGCGCCCACCAACCCAAUUUACCUGUCCAAUCGUGCGGCAGCUUACUCGGCCAGUGGUGACCACGCAUCGGCCGUCAAGGACGCUGAACUGGCCGUGGCGGCAGACCCGAAAUACACCAAAGCAUGGUCAAGACUAGGUCUGGCUCGGUUUGCCAUGGGCGAUGCCAAAGGAAGCGUGGAAGCAUAUCAGCAGGGAAUUGAUUUUGAGGGCAGUGGCGGAAGCGAAGCCAUGAGGAAAGGACUGGAGACGGCAAAGAAAGAACUUGCUCGCAUGGAAGCGGAAGAAGAAAAGAUCCCUGAAGAUGUCGUCGAUGAUGCCUCUGGUAAUACCAGGGGAGCUGGUGGCAUGCCUGACUUGGCCGGGUUGGCCAGCAGGUUCGGUGGUGGUCGAGGAGGUGGUGGCAUGCCUGACUUUGCCAGCAUAAUGAACAACCCCAUGUUUGCAUCGAUGGCCCAAAAUCUCAUGCGCAAUCCAGAAGCGUUGAGUGGCCUCAUGAACAACCCAACCAUCCAAAAUAUGAUGAAUUCCCGGCGAGAAGGAGGCGGUGGCAUGCCCGACUUGAGUCAAAUUCAGCAAAUGAUGCAAGAUCCCGCAAUUGCCAAUCUGUGA
This is a messenger RNA of Rhinocladiella mackenziei CBS 650.93, 993 nucleotides long. RefSeq lists its product as uncharacterized. Gene Ontology annotation, biological process: post-translational protein targeting to endoplasmic reticulum membrane. The coding region runs from base 1 to 993 and encodes 330 amino acids. Gene Ontology annotation, cellular component: membrane; TRC complex. The record is from RefSeq and is a predicted model, not a curated record. Gene Ontology annotation, molecular function: molecular adaptor activity; protein binding. The transcript has 2 exons. Lineage: Eukaryota; Fungi; Ascomycota; Eurotiomycetes; Chaetothyriales; Herpotrichiellaceae.